Messenger RNA from Halteromyces radiatus, 927 nucleotides. RefSeq lists its product as uncharacterized. Gene Ontology annotation, molecular function: nucleic acid binding; zinc ion binding. The record is from RefSeq and is a predicted model, not a curated record. The coding region runs from base 1 to 927 and encodes 308 amino acids. The transcript has a single exon. Lineage: Eukaryota; Fungi; Mucoromycota; Mucoromycetes; Mucorales; Cunninghamellaceae.
AUGACCAGAGUGUUUCUAAACUAUGUGCCUAAGAAACAAUCAGUGUUAAAGGAAGGUAUUCUUGAAUCAAUGAAAUUUUAUGGCAAAGUAUGUGAAAUCAAGAAGAUGAUGAAUGGAAACUUCUUUGAAGGUCAAGUAUCUAUCCUCCUUGACACCAAUGAUGAUGGUGUAGACAAGAAAUAUCGUCCGCUGCAACGAAUGUUAUAUAUGGCUCAUUGGGAUAGAUAUAUUCCUGCUACAUUUAAAGGUGCUCCACCAGUAUGUUAUCAAUGCAGACAGGCAGGACAUAUUCGCAAAGAAUGUCCAGUGAUGAAACAAAUCACCUGCUCUCGCUGUCUCGAAAAAGGACAUACCGCCAAAUUCUGUCAGAUGAACAAGGAAGAUUUUAACAUGGCAUUGGAACAAUACGAACAAUACGAACAGAUAAAGCAAAAACAAGAGCUACAACAAAAGGAGCAAAUGAUAUCAACAGAAGAGAAUUCUACUCCUUCAUCACCCAAUGAUAAAAUUCAAAAUGCGAUGUCAACACCAUUACCAGUGGCUUCAUCAUCAGAAAGGUCAACUUCUUCGUCACAUAACUCAGUAUCAGAGGAUGAAAGAAUGGAAUUGGAUAACCAAAAGGAGGUCUCUCAUGAAGAAAAGAGGGAUACAGUAGUGUUGGGGAUUCAGGGUUCCAAGUAUGCACCAAUCACUACAAGAACCACCAUGGAUGUGGAUCCAGAAGAAUCAUCUUCCAUUGAUAACAAGAAAGGCCGAGUGAUUAACUCAACCAAAGAGAUGAUGGCACUGAGCUCAUCCAAAACAUACAGAAGACUUGCACCACAAACCACAACAGUCUCGACAACCACUAUAGUUCCUCUCUCUUCAACGGCAUCACAAAGGAAAUCGAGGCUCAAUACUUUGACUACUUCUUCCCCAAGAAAGUAA